This is a messenger RNA of Jatropha curcas, 2105 nucleotides long. Its product is annotated as putative inorganic phosphate transporter 1-9. Gene Ontology annotation, molecular function: transmembrane transporter activity. Gene Ontology annotation, biological process: transmembrane transport. The record is from RefSeq and is a predicted model, not a curated record. Lineage: Eukaryota; Viridiplantae; Streptophyta; Magnoliopsida; Malpighiales; Euphorbiaceae. Gene Ontology annotation, cellular component: membrane.
GCUGCGAACAUAUCAACAUACUCUCAUAGUCCAAUGGUCUCCCAAGAUCCUAUUAACUAUUAAAUGAUCCGCAUCUUCUUAAGAAUCUAUAAUUCUUAGACUCUAAUAAAGUCUACGUUUUGAUCAUCAAAAUGAUGUAAUCUAUGUCGUCUGAUUUACAUACUUCACCCUUUCUUUCUUUCUUUCUUUGCAUAAAUACUAGUAGCUAGCUAGUUCAUCUUUUCAAAAUCAAAAUAACCAUCUUCUUCUUCUGGUUUGAUCCAUCUGCUCACAAUGCCGUUAAAAGUCCUUUCUGCCCUUGACUCUGCAAAAACGCAGCUCUACCAUUUCAAAGCCAUAAUCAUUGCUGGUAUGGGACUCUUCACUGACGCCUACGAUCUCUUUUGUAUCCCUCCAAUCAUGAAACUCCUUGGAAGGAUAUACUACGAGUACGAGCCCAAUGAAACCAAAUACGAAGUCCCCACAGUAGUCCUCUCUCUCAUGUUGUGUACAGCCCUUCUCGGCACGGCAAUUGGCCAGGUCUUUUUCGGUAGGAAAGGUGACUUAACAGGAAGACGCAGCGUUUACGGGCUAGCAUUGAUGCUGAUGGUGAUCAGCUCCUUAGGAUGUGGCUUCUCCGUAUGUAGGACCCGUAACUGUGUUUUGGUUAGUUUAGGAUUUUUUCGAUUCUUUUUAGGUCUAGGUAUCGGAGGCGACUAUCCGUUAUCGGCGACGAUCAUGUCGGAGUUUGCUAACAAGAGAACUCGGGGGUCUUUCAUAGCCGGCGUGUUUUCCAUGCAAGGGUUUGGAAUCUUGGCUAGCUCGACAGUUACGAUGGUGGUGUGUAAGGGAUUCUGGAACGCGUCGAAAAAUUUGACAAAAGAUCAUACGCCUGAGGAUGCUGACGUUACAUGGAGGUUGAUACUGAUGCUUGGAGCAAUUCCGGCUGCUCUCACAUAUUAUUGGCGGAUGAUGAUGCCUGAAACUGCAAGAUACACAGCUUUGGUGGAAAAUAAUGUCCUACAAGCUGCAAAGGACAUGGAGAAGGUAUUAGACGUUUCAAUGAGCCAAAUAGCAGAAGACGAGCCAUUGCCAGAAGAUCGACCAACCUAUCCCCUUCUCUCCUGGCAAUUCUUUCGUCGCCAUGGCCGCGAUCUCUUUUCUUGCUCUGUCAAUUGGUUUCUCCUGGAUAUUGUUUUCUAUAGUAGCAAUCUCUUCCAGUCUCAGAUUUACAUUCAGUCUCUGAAACUAAAAGACGAUACUGUCUACCAAGAAGCUUUCAAAAUUGCCAGGUUCCAAGCCAUUCUAGCAAUCUGCUCUACUAUUCCUGGGUAUUACUUCACUGUCUAUUUCAUUGAUCGAAUUGGAAGAAGAAAAAUUCAAAUGAUGGGCUUUCUGUUCAUGGGCAUAGUUUAUUUUGCAUUGGGGAUACCUUACCCUUAUUGGCGCCGGCAUACAAAUGCAGGUUUCUUCUUCUUGUACGGACUGACUUUCUUCUUUGCCAAUUUUGGACCAAACACGACCACAUUUAUAGUGCCAGCCGAGCUAUUUCCAGCAAGGUUUAGAUCAACGUGUCAUGGGAUUUCAGGAGCAAUGGGGAAAAUGGGCGCAUUAGCAGGGACUCUCGGAGUAUUGUUGGCUUCAAAAGAUAAAGAUGAUAAUGACUAUCCAGAAGCCGGAGCAAUGAGAGCUGCUUUGUUGGGUUUAGGCGUGGUUUGUCUCAUGGGGAUGUCUGUGACUUAUCUGUUCACUCCAGAAACCAUGGGAAAAUCAUUAGAGGAGAAUGAGAGCGACGAUAAUUAUCAAGACAAUCAGCUGGGGUUCUUUGGUUGUUUCAACGGUGGCAGGAGUCGCCUGACAAACUCAUCAGGAGUGAUGACUCUAUAGAAUAUUCUGAUAGGUUUUACAUAUGCUCUAGAGAAUAUUUACAUACUACUAGGUGCGCGACCAAGUUAUGGUGGUGAUAUUUACAAGUCUGUGUAAUAUUACGAGGAUUAUUUGCGUUUUUGUUUGUACCACGUUAUUAGAUUUGGGAUUGAUUUGUCUAUAUCUGAUCUGUGCCUUAUAUAUUGAUUGGUCACUAAAAAACGAUUGAAGUAGACAAAAAUUUAAAUUUUUUUGUUUUA